Drosophila arizonae is the source of this 1874-nucleotide messenger RNA. RefSeq lists its product as uncharacterized. NCBI's taxonomy places the organism in Eukaryota, Metazoa, Arthropoda, Insecta, Diptera, Drosophilidae. The record is from RefSeq and is a predicted model, not a curated record. Gene Ontology annotation, biological process: cilium assembly. Gene Ontology annotation, cellular component: axoneme; ciliary basal body.
AUAGAUAGAUAUAUAAAUUAAUUAAAAACAAAUUGUUCGAUGGCUACAGCAGCUAACCUCAGUCCGAGAGCCUCCAGCUCAGAUGAAGACACAGCUAAGCCGCAGUUAAAAUACAUAGGCGUCGAUUUUGAUGAAACUGAGAAGCAUGUCGAGGUGACGCCCCCGAUGACGAGCUAUUAUUUUAUAGAUGAUGAAGAUUCCUCGGACGACCUGGAUGACGAAAGUAGUCUGCAUGAGUCUCUGCAGCCACUUUGGCAAUCCAAUUCGGCCAAGGAAAGUGAUUCAAACUCGGAGGAAAAGGCGAGUCUUGACAUUGACCACAUAAUGGGCUAUGACAAAAUUGACGACUAUGCCAAAAUUGAGGCACCCGAGCUAGUCCAAGAAGAUACAAUCGAGCAGAAAGUGAAAUUCUUAGCGAAUCUCACAGUGCCAUCAUUAUCGGAUAUAUCCGAGGAACAUGAGCUCGAUAAUACCAAAUCGAAGGUUAUAUCCGAUACACAAGGAAAAUUUGUAAAUCCGAUCGACGAGAAAAGCAACAGCACCAGCAGCGAGAAAAGCAACAGCGAAGGCGCCGAGUAUAAAACAAUUACGCCGGAGAGCACGAAAACUGAUUCGAUUUACCUUAUAAGCACUAGUUCAGCUGAUGAUAUGACCAUUAACUCCGACGGACUUGACUCGCUGGAUUUCAAGAUAUUCCAGCCGCCUGUGAGAAAGGAAACCAAUCUUACAUUCGAAAAAAGCUUAGUUCACGGUUUUCGAACUAAUUCCCUCAUAGCUCCUGAGCCAACUUAUAAAGAGGAAUGGAUGGAGCUGGCAAAAGGUUUCCUAACCGAAUUAAUUAAUCAAGUCGUCAACAAAGUGGAGACAGAAAUUGCAAACGAUCUUGCUUCCGACAAAUUUGAUAAGAAAAAGCUGAUGGAUGAGCUACUCCUUGAAUUUAAUAACUGUCUGGUUGAGCGGGAAUUCAAUCAUUUUUUAAAUGGUAAAAUGUAUGAAUAUUUUAAGCGCGGACAAAAUACGAGAACACUAUCAUCGCUCCCACCAAGAGAACACAGAAGAGAAUACCUGCGAUAUAUUGCCGCCCUCAAUUUGUUGGACCACAGGCUGAAAGUCGCUGCUGAGACCAAGAAGCGCACUGCCUUUCUAAUGUCCAGUGUAUCGAUGGACCUCUCAUAUAUACUUAACAUUGUCAUGGGCACCGAAGAGCAUUUCGAAGACCUUGUGACGAAAACCCUGACAACCAAUAGGUCUGACUACUUGAAGCAUGUCGUCGAGCGAGAGCUGCGGUACAUGAGUCAAAAACGUUACGAGAUCAGUGAUACACGCCUCUUUCUAAUCACCAGGAAGCACACAUUGGGUCGCAUGGCUGACAAAAUUAAAAAAUUGGAAACAAUUAAUGAAGACAUCUGCAUGGAUGACUUUAUUACCAUACAGAAUCAAGUAGUAGCAUUGACCAAAAAAAUGGAAGAACGUAACUCGGAUAUAAAGCGUAUGAGCCAAAUGCAUUAUAGCGAGUUGCAUCAGCUUCAGCAUAACCGUGAGAAGGCCAAGAUAUUGCGUUCAAAAUUUAAAAUCUAUGAAUCACUACUCUUGGACAAGCAGAUGGAAGAGGACUCGCUUCGCGGCACUCUCUGUGCAGUCAAAUUGGAGCGUAAUAAAAUACGUAAAGACUACUCAGACCUCAGUUAUCGAGGCGGACUAAUGGCAAUGCCAGCAUUAAUGUACGAUUUUGAUGAGACGGUAAACAAGAUAAAGAUAAAGAAGGCUAGCAUCGACGAGCUGAAAGAGUCCAUUAAGAAGAUAUCGCAACGUGUUGCAGAGUUUGAAGCCCGAUGCGCUUAAAAUAACUAAGUCGAACAAAAAAAAAAAAAAAA